Aspergillus terreus NIH2624 is the source of this 1596-nucleotide messenger RNA. RefSeq names its product cytochrome P450. Bases 1 to 1596 code for a protein of 531 amino acids. Gene Ontology annotation, molecular function: monooxygenase activity; oxidoreductase activity, acting on paired donors, with incorporation or reduction of molecular oxygen; heme binding. The transcript is spliced from 5 exons. Lineage: Eukaryota; Fungi; Ascomycota; Eurotiomycetes; Eurotiales; Aspergillaceae. The record is from RefSeq and is a predicted model, not a curated record.
AUGGCGGUCUUAUCAAGCAUCUACGGCUUCGUCAGCCAACAUCUCCUAGCCCUAACGGUUCUAAGCAUCGUCUACUAUCUCACACGGAACUACCUCACACCAGGGGUAUCCUCCGUCCCAGGACCCUUCCUUGCCAAACUCUCCAACCUCUGGCGGUUUGUCGACGUCGCUCGUGGGCGUCCGGAAAUCACCCAAUACAAGCUCCAUCAGAAAUACGGCGACUAUGUUCGACUCGGGCCCAAUGUCGUCAGUGUACGGAAUCCGGAUGUCGUAAAGACGAUCUACGGGAUCAACAAGGGCUAUCGAAAGACAGAUUUCUAUCGCGUCCAGCAACAACUCGCCAAAGGGAAACCAACACCUACGCUGUUCACAACCCUAGAUGAAGACUUCCAUGCAGCGAUCAAGCGCCCCGUGUCAUCGGCGUACUCGAUGAGUACCCUGACAGAGUUUGAGCCCUUUGUUGACAGCACCAUCCGGUCUUUGUUCGUCAAGCUGGAUGAGUUCGUUGCUUCGCGGAAGGUUUGUGAUAUUGCGAUAUGGCUGCAGUACUACGCAUUCGAUGUGAUCGGGCAUCUGACAUUUAGCAAACCGCUUGGAUUUCUGGAACACGGAAAGGACGUUGACGGUAUCAUCGGUUCCUUGGAGAAGACGCUCGACUAUGCCGGAAAGAUCGGCCAAAUGCCCUGGCUGGACUACGUCUUUGUCAAGAACCCUCUCAAACAGCUUAUCCAAGGUGGCUCAACCACGGCGGUAGCACGCUUUGCGCGUGACCGGAUGAGCGAGCGUCUCUCCCAACCGAGCGAAAAGGCGUCUGCAGCCUCUUCUCAACAGAAAGACUUCCUCACUCGAUUCCUCGAAGCGAAGAAGACAUAUCCGGAGACUGUCACCGACGCACAGGUCUUCUCAUACACAGUCAGCAACAUGAACGCCGGCUCCGACACGACGGCCAUCUCGCUCCGCGCCAUCCUGUACUACACGCUCAAAACCCCGCAGGUCAAGGCCAAACUCAUGGCCGAACUGCUCGACGCGCUGCACACGGGAAAGCUGACACUCCCCGUCUCCUGGAAACAAAGCCAGGAACUGCCGUACCUCGACGCGGUGGUUAAAGAGGCGCUCCGGCUACACCCCGCCGUGGGCCUGUUGCUGGAACGGAUCGUCCCCGCGGGCGGCCUCCAGCUGCCGAACGGGCCGUUCCUCCCCCCAGGGACGAUCGUUGGCAUAAACCCGUGGAUCAUCCAUCGGCAUGCUGUCUUCGGCAGCGACGUGGACUCGUUUGUCCCGGAGCGGUGGCUUCGCGGUGAGGACGAGACAGAGGCGGCGUUCCAGGCCCGCAGGCAGGAUAUGCUCCGGGCUACCCUUACAUUUGGGGCGGGGCCGCGCACCUGUAUUGGGAAGAAUAUCAGUCUGUUGGAGAUUUAUAAGUUGAUCCCGUCGCUGUUGCUGACAUAUGAGAUCGAGCUGGACGACCCGACGACGGAGUGGGAGAUUAUCAAUGCGUGGUUUGUGCGGCAGAAGAAGAUUGAUAUUCGGCUUGGGCGGCGUUAUCUGGGCGAAGGGAGGGUUGGGGCUCAGACCGGCCGGCAAUGUGAUGUGUAG